This is a messenger RNA of Hippoglossus stenolepis (Pacific halibut), 3358 nucleotides long. RefSeq names its product sarcalumenin. The record is from RefSeq and is a predicted model, not a curated record. NCBI's taxonomy places the organism in Eukaryota, Metazoa, Chordata, Actinopteri, Pleuronectiformes, Pleuronectidae. Gene Ontology annotation, molecular function: GTP binding. Bases 71 to 2548 code for a protein of 825 amino acids. The transcript has 8 exons.
AUGCCCUCUGACCUUCAGCCGGAGGUAUAUAUAACGGCGGUGGACGAGGGGACGGCCCCUGCCAGUCAAAAUGAAGGCUCUGGUGUCUGCGUGCUGCUUGCUGUCUCUGCUGGCCCUGUCUGCUGCAGAUCUCCUGACAGGAGCCUCCAUCCAUGAUGAGGAGUCUCUGGUGCAUCUGCAGCUCCAGAAGCCAGAGGGAGACCUCUUCUCCUGUGGCCGUGACACAACGGAGGAGCACUCUAGCCAGAGCUCCUCCAAUGACACUCCGGCCCCAGAGAGGGCCUUGUGUCAGCCCUGCUCACCAUCGCCGGUUUUAGGCACCAAAGAAGAGGAGCCAACCUCCACUCCAGAGCAUGAAGAGGAGGAGGAAGAGGAGGAAGCAGCUUCCACUGAGGAGGUGGCAAGUGAUGCAGAAGAUGAGAAGGAAGAGGCACCUCUUCAGGAAAGGGUAGAAGAGGAACAAGAAGAGGUGAUGUCAAAGGAAGCAGCUGAGGAAGAGCCUGAGGAGGCUGAGUCAUCGGAGGAUCAAAGUGUGGAGCAGGAGAAGGAAGCCGAGGCUGCGUCAUCUGAAGAAGAGGAGGAGAAAACAAUGGAAGGAGAGGAUGAAGCAGAGGAUGAAUUGUCUCAUGAGGACAAGGAAGUGACAGAACCUCAAGAAGAAGUUGCAAAAGAAGAGGAGGAAGCUGCUCAGGAGGACACAGAGGCAGCAGCUGAGGAGGAGGAGGAGGAGAAAGGAGUGGAAACUGUGGUUGAAGCCGUGGAGGAGGAAGCAGUUGCUGGGGAUGCAGUCGAGGAGGUCGCAGAGGCCGAAGCUGAACCCCAAGCAGAACCAGAGGAGGUUGUCGCAGCAGAUUCUGUACCUGAGGAAACGGAACCAGAAACCGCAGCAGAACCUGAGGCUGAACCUGGAGUAACUUCAGAGCCUGAGAUCGAGGUGGUUUCAGCGUCUGAACCAGAACCAGAGGUGAUUCCUGAAGUAAAGCCAGAGCCUGUCCUGGAGGAGGUUGCACCAGAACCUGUUGAGGAAGUAGCUGUGGUGGAUGUCCCAGUGGAAUCCACAGAGGAGGAGGCUCCUGUUGUGGAAGAGGCACCUGCUGCUGAUGUUGUUGUUGAGGAGGAGAGAGUCACUUCAAAGGGGCCUCAUACCAAAGGAAAAGAAGCGAAUGAGGCAAAGGGCCGGAAGCAGAGGGACCGCUCCCACAUUGAGGACACACUGAAACUGGGCACCAAUGAACCAUCAGCCGAGUUCUCAGCUGCCAUGAAGAAGCUGCUGAACAUCUACUACACGGCCAUCAAGCCAAUGGAGCAGGCCUACAAGUACAACGAGCUCAGGCAGCAUGAAGUCACAGACGGUGAGAUCCCCUCUAAGCCCAUGAUUUUGUUUUUGGGACCCUGGAGUGUCGGCAAGUCCUCCAUGAUCAACUACCUGCUGGGUCUUCACGGCACCUCCCAGGAACUCUACACAGGCGCUGAGCCCACCACCUCUGAGUACACCGUCAUAACGCACGGUGAGAAGUUUCGGUCCGUAGAGGGCAUCGUCAUGGCAGCGGACAGCUCACGGUCCUUCUCGCCCCUGGAGAGGUUCGGGCAAGGCUUCCUGGAGCGACUGGUGGGUGUUGAGAUGCCCCACAAGCUGCUGGAGCGGGUCACCUUCGUUGACACACCCGGCAUCAUUGAGAACCGAAAGCAGCAGGAAAGAGGUUACCCUUACAACGAGGUGUGCCAGUGGUUCAUCGAUCGCGCUGAUCUGAUCUUCCUGGUGUUCGACCCCACCAAGCUGGACGUGGGCGGAGAGCUGGAGAUGCUUUUCAAGCUGAUGAAGGGCCGCGAGUCCCAGAUCCGUCUCAUCCUCAACAAGGCCGACAGCCUCUCCACCCAGGACCUGAUGCGGGUCUACGGGGCCCUAUUCUGGAGCAUGGCACCUUUAGUCAAGGUCACAGAGCCCCCUCGGGUUUAUGUCAGCUCCUUCUGGCCCCAGGACUACUCUGCCGACACCAGCAAAGAGCUCUUCAUGAAGGAGGAGAUCUCUCUGCUGGAGGACCUCAAUCAGGUGAUCGAGAACCAGAUGGAGAACAAGAUCGCUUUCAUCCGCCAGCAUGGCAUCCGUGUGCGCAUCCAUGCCCUGCUGGUGGACCGCUACCUCCAGACCUACUACGACAAGCUGGGCUGGUUUAGUGACCCCUACGAGGUGUUCCAAGACAUUGUCAAUGACCCCGACAAGUACUACAUCUUCAAGUCCAUUCUGGCCAAGACCAAUGUCAGCAAGUUCGACCUUCCAGACAAGAACGCCUACCAGGACUUCUUUGGUGUGAACCCCAUCUCCGGCUUCAAGCAGCUCUCCCACCACUGCAGCUGGACCAGCGGCUGUCUGCUGGCGAAGAUCGAGAGGGCCAUCUCGCAUGAGCUGCCUGCUCUGCUCAGCAGGGUCGGCAAGACCGCAGGCACUUCCACCCCAACGAAGGCUGCACCAGCAACGCCGCCUCUCCCUGGCACCUGCGAAGGUCCCGGGUGUGAAGAGAAACCCAAGAAUCGCUGGAGGAGGCAGUGAGAUGGAGGGGAAGGGUGCAGGAGGAGGCAGAUGGCAGCGGCAGAAGCAGCAGCCAGAGGGUUUCCUGAAGUAAUCCCCACUGCUGUGAUGUUCAGGACUGGAUGUGGGGAGACUGAGCAGAGAAUGAGAGAGAAAGGGAGUAGAAAAUGUGAAAAGAUAUAAAGCACCAAACAGAUCUGAAGUCAGAAAGUAUUUAAAAAUACUUGUUAGUGUUUGUUUUUAUCUGGACGUGUCGUAUGGAGGGGUUUUACCAAACUGACCCAAAUAUACCCAAUAAAAAUAGACCCAAUAAAUAUUCAAAUACUUUUUUAUGACUGUAUAGCAACUCUCUGCUACUCUCUAUGAAAGUGUUUGCCUUGAGUUGUUUUGCCUACAGUUUGAAGCAAAUGAGGCAUGUAGUCAACUUUCUGAAGCCAUUGCAGUCUGCAAGGCGGGAAGGUAUGCAGAAGUUUUCUUUAUUUUCUCCAUCCUUUUUUUUCUCAAACAGGGAGAAAAAAUAAAAAGCCUUUAUUUCUACAUAGCUGCUUGUGAUACAGUAUGUUUGUGAAAUCUGAGAUUGUUGUUUUCUUGUGUUGUUGAAAGUUGUUGUUUUCUUAUUUCUCACUGUUUUCAAGUUUGUACAAUAUGUAUUCAAGUGUCUUUCUUCAGAUAAAUGCUGCCACUCCAUCGUCUGUUUUGUUUGGAAAGUCUGAAGAUAUUUGUCAAAUCUGCUGUGCUGUGUAUUUACAGUUAAACCAGUGUGGGGCAUUGUCAUGUCAGGGCACAUACUGUAUUUCCUCAUUAGUGGGACAAUAAAAUAGACAGAAGGGU